AUGUCUCAUCACGAGCCGUUGAAGGCUUUAGGUCCAAUUGAUUGGACAACUGUGACGGGCGACGACCUUAAGCACUUCCUGGCCACAACCUUCCUCCACGCCCAGACCGUCGUCGAUAGCAUACCGGCCGCCGCGAAGCCCCAUCAGGCCGGCCGCGCGAGAAGCCACACCGAUAGCUCCGUUAUAUUCGACCCUUCGUCACGGAACCAUGCCAGCACUUCGGCCAGCGCCGACGCAGCAACCGCCGACGCGGCCGCCCAUGCGGCGAAGCUGCAGAAGGAGUGGAAGGAGGUCAAGAUCCCGCCGCGCGACAACCCCUACAACAUGAACGUCUACAAGCUCGCCGGGAAGGACGGCCGGGGCGCCUGGUUCGCGAGGCGCAGCGCACACGAGGGCAUAAGCUUUGACAAGUUCAGGCUGGGCCUGGAGAAGGAGUUUGGCCACACUUUGCAGCACACCACGGGCCCUGGCACGGGCAACGUCAGGGGCAUUGGCGCGGAGAGGAAAGCAGAGCAUCUGGAGUGUGACGGGGUGGGCCAGGCCGACGUAUGGCUUUUGAACGCUCAGUUCCCGGGGCCAACGACACCGAGGGACUUUGUCACGCUCUUCUUGACCGGCACCACCAGCUGGGACAGCAACAAAAGAGACAAGGGUCCGAGGCAAUUCAUGAUCGUGUCAAAGCCCUGCAAUCACCCCGAAUGUGCGCCCCGCUCGGGGUAUAUCAGAGGCAAUUACGAGAGCGUGGAGCUUAUUAGGGAGAUCCCCAUCGAGAAGCCACUGCGGCGGGUCAGGUCUUCAGUGGACAUGAGACGGGAGGACAUCCAGCUGCCGAGCCGGCAGAUGGGCGGCAAUAUGGACAUCGGUCAGGAGGCGGUUCUUCGAGCUGCUCAGAAACGAGCUGGCGCCAAGUCGGACGAAGGCCCAGGUGAAAGAGGCUUGUCGCGGUCGCUCUCCGGACUGCCGCCCCGCGAGACUGAUGAGGCUUCGGGCGCCGGAAAGGCAGAUGAGGAUACAGAAAUGGCAAUUGAAUGGGUAAUGGUGACUCGAUCCGACCCUGGUGGCAGUGUACCGAGGUUCAUGGUCGAGAAGGGUACUCCCGGUGGAAUCGUGACAGACGCUGGGAAAUUCCUCAAGUGGCUAGACACGAGGAGCGCAAAAGACCUUGAGGAAUCUCUUGAUGAGAUACCUGAGGUCGACGCUACAAAGGACGAUGCAGGCGAGGUGACGACGUCUCGGCCCCACCAAUCCUCUGCCAGCGUGUCUAGACCAGCGCCGGAGCAGUCCCAAGUCGCAGCAGAAGAGGAUAUCCAGCCCAGUGGCUUCUACAAUAUGAUCGCUGGAGCAAUAGGCGCGGCAUCGUCUAUGGUGACGUCGCGACUACCAGGUAUCGCUCACUCGACAUCAGAACUCGACUCCGAUCUCCAAGACAGUGACUCGGACUCGGACGAGUCAGAACGUAGCUUCGCCUCUGCACAGGAGCCCGAGAUCGAGACUCCCCUGGCCAAAGUCCUCUCCGGGGGAGAUACCAGCUUAGGCGGAGGCGAUAUGGCAUCUAUGCAUUCCGGCAAAAGCGAGGAAUCGCCCUCCAAAGCCUCAGUGUCGCAUCACGAGAAGCACCUCAAGAAGCUGCAAGAUCGGCAUAAGAAGCUCGCGGAGAAGAUGGCCAGGCAGCAGGAGCGUGCCUCCCAAGGCAAGUCAGAUCAGGGCGAUGACGCGCUCGCAAAGCUCAAGGAGAAGCACGAGAAGGAGAUUGCCCGACAAGAGGAGAACUAUAAGAAGGAGGUGAAGAAGAUGGAGGAGAAGCGGUUAAAGGAGGAGAAGAAAGCUGAAGAAAGGAGGAAGAAGCAGCAAGAGAAGGAUGAGAGGUCGAACAUGGCCAUGCAGCUUGAGAAGGUCAAGGUUGAGAGGGACAUGGCGUUGAAGCAGAUCGACAUCCUCAAGGAACAGGUCGGCCAGUUGCAGGCACAGAACACGAAGCUCGUCGCAAAGCUGGGUAAACUGGGAGGGCUGGUCAGUACGGAGGAGCUAUCCGCGAACGGAACGGCAACACUGGAUGAUGGAAAGCUGUCACAGGCUUCGUCACGGUCAAAGUGA
Messenger RNA from Diaporthe amygdali, 2094 nucleotides. RefSeq lists its product as uncharacterized. Bases 1 to 2094 code for a protein of 697 amino acids. The transcript has a single exon. The record is from RefSeq and is a predicted model, not a curated record. NCBI's taxonomy places the organism in Eukaryota, Fungi, Ascomycota, Sordariomycetes, Diaporthales, Diaporthaceae.